This is a messenger RNA of Syngnathoides biaculeatus (alligator pipefish), 6254 nucleotides long. RefSeq names its product disabled homolog 2-interacting protein-like. Bases 351 to 4121 code for a protein of 1256 amino acids. NCBI's taxonomy places the organism in Eukaryota, Metazoa, Chordata, Actinopteri, Syngnathiformes, Syngnathidae. The record is from RefSeq and is a predicted model, not a curated record. Gene Ontology annotation, biological process: regulation of GTPase activity. The transcript is spliced from 21 exons.
UCACAAACGCAUGUUUAUAUUUUUGCAAUUAGGAUCCCGAGAGGCUCUAAACUGUCUUCAAUAGUUACAGAAAACAAACCUCUGUUAGGUUUCGGCGCUUCCGCUGGAAAAAAUGAGCCUGACUGGGGAACGCUGAGUGAGGAAAUUAGCAUACCCGCUGCGGUUGCCGUUGAAACCUACCCGAGGGUCAGCGAAGCGGAGCGAUAUUUGGAAAUACAGUAAUCCCCCUCUACAUCGCGGGCCCCUCCCAUCAACCGUGGUGGCCCCGCCCACCUCUCGCUCCCCCCCCCCCUUCCGUUUCCGUCACGCUCACUUUGCGUGGGGACCACAACGCACACGAGAAGGCGGCGAUGACCGCCGGCGGCCGGGCCGCGUUCCCUCGCCGAGCUAGCACGCGCAGGAAAAAGAUGGGGACGCAGUCGCGAGACAGCGCGCCGUCUGAUCCCCUUUCAGACGUCCGAUGCCCGUCGCGACGCCGGCUGUCACGCGGACGAUCCUUCGACGAGCAAAACCCGCGUAAGCCGCAACGUGGCAGGGUUCAGGAUGGCCGCGCCGUGAAGCAAGAGCAGAUGCUCCCGGAGGAUCCCAGAAGAUGCGCGUCGGGCGGGGCCCGUCUUCUGCGACGCACCAUCAGCGUGCCGGCAGAAACGCAAUUCAACGGCCGGGCGUCCAGCGAGAGCGAGUCACCUCCAGAGAAGUCCGGGCGCCGACGCAGCAUGCCCGGCAGCCCGAUGGACAAAACCCCGCCCGCCUUGGAGGCCACGUCCGCUGCCGCAGCCGCUACACCGUUCAGAGUCACCAUGAGUACUGGUUUCCUGAGUCGGCGGCUGAAGGGCUCCAUCAAGCGCACCAAGAGUCAACCCAAGCUGGACCGCAACUCCAGCUUCAGACACAUCCUGCCGGGGUUCAGGAGCGUGGACAAUGACCGAUCUCAUCUGAUGCCAAGGCUGAAGGAGUCUCGCUCCCAUGAGUCACUGCUCAGUCCCAGCAGCGCUGUGGAAGCCUUGGACUUAAGCAUGGAGGACGAGGUCAUCAUCAAGCCCGUGCACAGCAGCAUCCUCGGCCAGGAUUACUGCUUCGAGGUAACGACCUCCUCGGGGAGCAAGUGCUUUUCGUGCCGUUCAUCAGCCGAGAGAGACAAAUGGAUGGAGAACCUGAGGAGGGCCGUGAAGCCAAACAAGGACAACAGCCGGCGGGUGGAGAACAUGCUGCGACUCUGGCUCAUCGAGGCCAAGGACCUCCCCGCCAAGAAGAAGUACUUCUGUGAACUGUGCCUCGACGACGCGCUGUAUGCCCGCACCACCUGCAAGCUCAAAACGGACAACGUCUUUUGGGGCGAGAACUUUGAGUUCAACAACUUGCCGGCGGUGCAUGCCAUCACGGCGCACCUCUACAAGGACACGGACAAGAAGAAGAAGAAGGACAAGAACAACUACGUCGGCUUGGUCAGCAUCCCCGUGGCAGCGGUGACGGGGCGGCAGUUUGUGGAGAAGUGGUACCCGGUCAGCAUGCCUAACCCUGCCAAGGGCAAAACGCCUGGACCCAUGAUCCGCAUUAAAGCGCGCUACCAGAGCAUGAACAUCCUCCCCAUGGAGAUGUAUAAGGAGUUUGCGGAAUACACCACAAACAACUACAUGCUGCUUUGUUCCGUGCUCGAGCCCAGCAUCAGCGUCAAGAACAAGGAAGAGAUGGCGUGCGCACUGGUGCAUAUUCUGCAGAGCACCGGCAAGGCCAAAGACUUCCUGACGGACCUGAUGAUGUCGGAAGUGGACCGCUGCGGCGAGAACGAGCACCUGAUCUUCCGGGAGAACACGUUGGCGACCAAAGCCAUCGAGGAGUACCUCAAACUGGUGGGCCAGAAGUACCUGCAGGAUGCCCUUGGCGAGUUCAUCAAGGCUCUCUACGAGUCAGACGAAAACUGCGAGGUGGACCCGUCCAAGUGCUCCUCGGGGGACCUCCCGGAGCACCAAAGCAACCUGAAAAUGUGCUGCGAGCUGGCCUUCUGCAAGAUCAUCAACUCGUACUGCGUUUUCCCGCGAGAGCUGAAGGAGGUGUUCGCGUCGUGGCGGCAAGAGUGCAGCAACCGCGGCCGGCCGGACAUCAGCGAGCGGCUGAUCAGCGCCUCGCUCUUCCUCCGCUUCCUGUGCCCGGCCAUCAUGUCGCCGUCGCUUUUCAACCUGAUGCAGGAGUACCCGGACGACCGCACGGCGCGCACCCUCACGCUCAUCGCCAAGGUCACGCAGAACUUGGCCAACUUCGCCAAGUUCGGGAACAAAGAGGAGUACAUGUCCUUCAUGAACCAGUUCCUGGAGCACGAGUGGAGCAACAUGCAGCGCUUCCUGCUGGAGAUCUCCAACCCGGAGACCAUCUCCAACACGGCCGGCUUCGAGGGCUACAUCGACCUGGGCCGCGAGCUCUCCACGCUGCACUCUCUCCUCUCCGAGGUGGUCUCCCAGAUGGACCAGAGCGCCAACUCCAAGCUGGGACCUCUGCCGAGGAUCCUGCGGGAGGUGAGCGUGGCGCUGAGCAACCCGGCCGGCGUCCACGCGGCGCCCGGGGGGUCGCCGGAGCAGACGGGCUCGCCGCCCGCCGAGGCCGGCGGGUGCAGCAUCUCCACGGGCCUGCAGAAGAUGGUCAUCGACAACGACCUCACGGGAUUGGUGGAUUUCACGCGGCUACCCUCCCCCACCCCUGAAAACAAGGACUUGUUUUUCGUAACACGGAGCUCAGGGAUUCAGCCUUCCCCGGCACGCAGCUCCAGCUACUCCGAGACCAACGAGCCCGACCUCGGCAUGGCCAACGGCAGCAAAAGCCUGUCCAUGGUGGACCUGCAAGACCCGCGCAGCCUGGACGGCCUCAGUCCCGGCCCCUCGGACCCCCCGGCGGAGGUUCCGGUAUCCGUGGGAGGCUGGUCCGCCAGGGCGCCGCAGUGCAACAUCCCCGGAGGGCCCGCCGUACGGAGGCCCGGCCAGACCCCGACCACCCCGAGCGCGGAAAGCGUCCCGGGCCGGCCCGCCCAGCUUCUGGCGCCGCUGUCCUUCCAGAACCCGGUCUACCAGAUGGCCACGUGCCUUCCGGUGUCCCCUCGGGGUCCGACCGACUCGGGCUCCGAGUGCCACAGCUCGGUCAGCUCCCACAGCAACAAUGAGGACGGCCCACCCGGCGGGAGGCACCCCUUCCUGAACCACGGCGGCGGGAGCAGCGGCGACGAGUACGCCCGCCGUUCGGGCGACUUCACCCGGCGGCAGCUGUCCCUCAACGAGGCGCAGCACCAGCCGGGCGUACCCCGGCAGAACAGCGCGGGCCCCCAGCGGAGAAUAGACCAGCCCCCGCCGCCCCAGAACGUGACGCGGGGCCGCACGCCGCCCGGUCUGCUCAACGCCGGCGCCUACGCCCGGCCCGGCUCCGGGGGCGCCAUGAUGACCUCGUCCCCCGACUGGCCCGCGGGGGGCCCCCGCCUGCGGCAGCAGUCGUCCUCGUCCAAGGGGGACAGUCCAGAGACCAAACAGAGGUCGCAGCACAAACAGGCCCCCUCCCCAGUGAACCCCAGUGCGCUGGACCGCACGGCAGCGUGGCUUUUGAAUAUGAAUGUGCAGUAUUUAGACCAUGAGGCCAUGGAGCACGACUCACUGAGGCACAGAGAGGAUCUGACGCAGGUGCAGAAGUACCAGCAGGAGAUCGCGCUGCUGCAGGAGAAGCUGCGGGCCUCGGUGCAGAAGCUGGAGGAGUACGAGGCCCGUCUCAAGGGCCAGGACGAGCAGGCCCAGAAGGUCCUGAUGGAGUACCAGGCCCGCCUGGAGGAGUCGGAGGAGCGCCUGCGCCGGCAGCAGGACGACAAAGACCUCCAGAUGAAGGGCAUCAUCAGCAGGUUGAUGUCGGUGGAGGAGGAGUUGAAGAAAGAUCACUCGGACAUGCAAGCGGUGGUGGACUCCAAACAGAAGAUCAUCGACGCGCAGGAGAAGCGCAUCGCGUCCCUGGACGCCGCCAACGCCCGCCUCAUGAGCGCCCUGACGCAGCUGAAGGAGCGCAGCACGCAGUCGCGCAACGGCAUCUCGCCGACCAAUCCCACCAGGCUGCAGAUCACCGAAAACGGCGAGUUCCGCAACAGCAGCAACUGUUAGACGCAAAAUUGGGGAGAAAAAAAACAAACAAAAAAAAGGGACCGACGACGGAACGUUUGGGAGACGCCGGCGCCCCCGCGCGGGACUUGGAGGGCGGCGGUCCGCCGGACGGGGCUUCGGCCGCGAGAGGGCGGGAUCGGAUCGGAUCGGAUCUUGUACAUAUGAAGGCGUUACGUACAAAAAGACAAUUUUGACUUCCGGGGACGAACCACUACAGCUUUGAGCCAGUCGAGGACGCCUCGCUAGCGCCGUUAGCUUCGAGUCCACCUUUUCCCACGAACCAAAUAAGGAGUUAACGAUCCGGAUGUUUUUCAGUCCAAAGCGACCUCCACUUUCAGCCAUUGGGCGCCCCCCACCCACCCUACGCCCCGCAGUCCCACACGGGGCCCCCACCCACCACCCACCCACCCCCCGUUGGUAGUGCACUUUGUCGAAGCUCUUGGUACAUGCGAUGCCUUAAGCUAAGGACGGCGACCCGGUUCCACAGCAAAAGUUUAGGAAGAAACGGGGAAAAAAAGGCACAAUUCUAUACUGUGGAUUUGUAAAGCAUAGAAGCUUGUACAAACUUAUAUAUAUAUAUUAAUUAUGUAAGUAAAUGAGAUCUAUGUGAUACUAUAUUGAUGCAAUUUAAUAUAGAUGUAUGCAUUUCCUGUUUUUUUUGGGCUUCUAGAUUACACACACACACACACACACACGGCUAUAUUUGAUAAUAUCAAAGGUAAAAACAGAAUUGUAUUUAGGAGUUUUAUUUUUAUUCUUCUAAAAUGUUGACCGACGAGAGCGCGGCGGUUUUUCUUGCACCGGUCGGAUGUUGUGGGGACGGACUUGCUAUACACUGGACUGGCCAGACCGGCGAGGGACGGGACCAUUCCUUUCCCGUCCGGUGAUCCGUUGAGGUCCAAAAAGAAUUCAUUGAUUAAAACGGAGUCUCCUUCCUUGGAGGGUUCUUGGAUCUUCCCUAAACCUCCCCUGAAAAUCCCUAAACCCUGAAAACCCAACUACAGUGAAUACUCGGUUCUCGAACGUCUCUGUUCUCGGACAAAAAUCGGUACUCGGAACGCCUGCGACAAGACCUGGAAAUAUAAGACAUAAGAUCCACGACACGUUAUUGGGUAUAACGCAGCCAAUGUACGCAGACGUGGGAAAUACCGAUUCGGUUUUCAAACAAAUCGGUUCUCGAGCCGCCUUCUGGAACAGAUUGAGGUCGAGAACCGAGUUUGUGCUGCAAUAUACUUCCAAAGCAUACCCCGAAAUGUGUCUCUUGUGUCCCCCAACAAAAACCCUUUGAACCAAUCCUAUCCUCAGCCUGACUCGAAACUGUUGCCCAUUCGUACUUGGGGGCCAGAACGUCGCGCAAAACCGUCUGAAAUAUCGAGCAGUACAUUCAUCGGCCGUCCGUCAGUGCAGAGGACUACAGGCGCGGCCUCUCGGCGAUCCUUCGGACCACCGUAGCCGACGGGAUUGCCGGCUACAAACCCAACGUCGUGUUGGGCGGCUACCCGCCUCCAGUAGCCGAAUCCGAAAGACAACUCCUGCGGCCCCUGAGAUCGACGCUAUUGCAUCGACUCAACAACAAGAUCAUCGAUAAAUGCCCAUUGUGUGAUGUCGCCUGUGCUCAAAAACCGAGCACGCUGACGGUGGAACACUUGUGGAGCGCCCCAGCCGAUGUGGCUCACUUUCUGGACCUUGGUACGGAAUACCGACCGUCAUACUAGGCUACAACAACAACCUGACUCAAAAAUGUCUUGUUCAAAGCAGAACCUUCCUUCCAGGUUCCUCCCUAAUCCUUCCCAGAUCCCAAACUGUACCCCUGAUCUUGUGUCCCGUUGCCUUGUCUGAACCCAACCUCGAUACCAACCGUUCCAGGCUCGUCCUUCCCUCAACCUGACAAGAAAAUCCCAAACGUGACUUUCCAGGGUUGACACCAAAUGAACCGUGACACCCACAUCUCCUAAAUCCCCGACCACUAUUACCUCUUAAACCAAACCCCGUUGCACACUGUCCUUCUGUUCUAGUGCCGAUCCUCCUCCCAACCUUAACCCCCGACACGAACCCUUCAAUCCUGCCCGACACUUAAAAUGACUUGAAAAUCCCAAAGGUGACUUUGCAGGUAAGACCCGAAAACCCUCACCC